Exophiala dermatitidis NIH/UT8656 is the source of this 4347-nucleotide messenger RNA. RefSeq lists its product as uncharacterized. The coding region runs from base 1 to 4347 and encodes 1448 amino acids. Gene Ontology annotation, molecular function: protein binding. Lineage: Eukaryota; Fungi; Ascomycota; Eurotiomycetes; Chaetothyriales; Herpotrichiellaceae. The transcript is spliced from 2 exons. The record is from RefSeq and is a predicted model, not a curated record.
AUGUCGACGGAAAAUGAUGAAUACGAUCUUCACGAGGCAUGGGACAAGGCCUGCCGAUCGUUCGCGGCCACGACUGGCAUUGAUCUUUCGCAAGAAAAGCCCCAAAGUCCUGAGGCCGUUGUUGCUCAACUCAAGCUGAAGCGACACGCCGACGAAAAGAAACAAGCCGACUACCAAGUACUCAAAACUGUCGUCGAGAAGACCCUGCUGCUGAUCCAAAACUUAGGAGGGAUCGUCUCCUCGGCAGCGAGCAUGGUGUAUGGACCCAGCUCGCUCUGUUUCAAUGCUGUUUCCUACCUCAUCACCGCCGGACAGAACUAUAGAAACAUCUUCACCAGCCUCACGCAACUUUUCAAUGAGGUAUCGGACGUUCUCGAGAGAUUUGCUGUCUACCUCAAGAUGAAAGAAGUGGACAAGCCCCUUCGGAAGAUCAUUCAUGAGAUUCUCCUGUCUUUUGUGUCCAUCUGCGACUUCUCCGUGCGUGUCCUCCAAGGUAACAAGCUGCUGAAGUUCCUCAGGGUUUUCGCCUUUAACGAAGAUGAUGGUGUCAGUGGUGCUAUCGCAAAUCUGAGGUCUCUGGUUGAAAGAGAAUCGCAGAUGAAGACAACACUUACUUAUCGAGCUGUGAAAGAAGGGUUUGGCGAAGCUCAAGAUGCCAUAGCUGGUGUGAAAGCUUCCCUGGACAGAAUGUUGGACGACACGCGCAGAAAGGAGUCGGACAGCCUGGAGCAGAAGCUGCUCAACAAAAUCAAGGUCAAACUCGGUGUGCAAAACGGGCCCGAGGAGCAGGCAAGAUCGUACCGCCGUCUGUUAGCUGACACCGUCCCCGGCAGUGGACAGUGGAUCGAACAGAACAGAUCCUUUCUCCAAUGGAGGGACCGAUCUGCCGCCUGGGAUAGAGUCUUGCUCUUGUCGGCAAAUGAGGGAUACGGAAAGUCCUUUCUCGUCACGACAAUCAUCCAUAAUCUGGAGAAACGCUACAUCCAACCGACAGCAGCGCAAUCAAGGACAAGCAUAGCCUAUCACUAUAUUGAGCAACUGGAUGCUGGAAGAACCAAUUUCGACCAGGGCAUGCAAUGCCUGAUCAAGGCACUGAAAACUGCUGCCCUGCAACUAGCCCAGGAACCGGUCUACCGCAAGGAGCUGGCUGCCAUCUGCGAGAGUUGGGUGGAGCCGGACAGCCCCGCUGAACUCUUCAGUCGACUGUUCGAGCCAUGCCUGCGUAGUCAUGAGACAUUCUAUGUCGUCUUCGACGGUGUUGACCAGCUGGGCGACUGGGGUGUGAAGGCACUAUCAGAUCUUCUGAGACGCAUGCAAGCAGAACACGAGUCCGACGAACUACGCCACCUCAGAAUACUCCUUUCAGGCCGGACACCAGUCUUAGCAACCUUAAUAGACCCUGUCGACCUCAAGACCGCGGAAAUCGACCUUGCCACCAGUAAUGCUACUGAUAUAGAACGGUUUGUGGCUGACAGACUUGACAGAAUGGAUAUCUUUCAAAAGAGCUCAAAGCAAAUCCGCAGCCUUCAACAGGAGGUAUUCUUGGGUCUCACUCAAGGUGCCAACGGCGACUUUGUCAAUGUCGAUCUACUCCUGAAGGAAAUAGGAUCCAAGCGCUGGCCCGCUGAGGUCCGUGAAGUCCUCGUGAACCAAUCUCAGAGGUCUGACACGAUCGCCCGCGAAAUCAAACGAUGUAACCAGACUUUUCAGACCCGAGACAUCCACGAUCUCAACGCUUUGCUUACCUGGGUCAUGAGCGCAAUGAGAACUCUAACAGUUGAAGAGCUCGAAGCUGUUCUCUACCUGCGCAAUGGAGAAGCCUCACUGCGGCCGUUGUACGAUCAGCUGUGCCGUCAAUAUUCGGCGUUCUUCAUCGUGAAUAAACCCGACUAUCUCGAGCAUAACAAACCUUCGGUGACAUUGGUUUCUGAUUCUAUUAAGGAAUACUUCAGCAGCCUUGUUCAGUCUGAGCAAGAGGUACAUGAACCGAAAAGCGGCAAGGUCCAUCCCGCCGAAGUCAGAAUCAUCCGCCACCUCCUUGACAGCGUCUGCGACGAGGACUUGUAUAUCAAGUUUGGCUUCGAGGAAUUCUUUCAGCGCAAGUUAUCGGCAAACUCUGCAACCAUUAACGUGGACCUCAACAAAGUUCAUUUGCAAGUUCUUCUGGAUUGCUGUCACAUCAUCUCCAGCUAUGAGCGAGUGGAGCUUCAACCCUUGUAUGACUAUGCAUGGCACUUCUUUGUGGACCAUUUACAUCAAAUCGAGUUGACCGCAACAGACAACAACGACAAAGCACGAGUAGGACAGUACCUUGUUGACAUGUUCAGUGUUCAGGACACCAUCGCCAAAUGGUGGACUGCAGACCAGCUUUUCGAUCUCGCGGACAGAUGGUUCUUUACAGACGAAGCCGUUGACCUUGUCUUAGGCUGGCUGAAGGACCCUGCCACAACCAAAACGUGCUCUCCCAGAAACCAGGCGUGGGUCAAAACUUUGACCUCGAACUCUUUUCCCGAGGCUGAUCUUUUGGAGCAUGUGGCAGUGUAUGUUGCGGAUUGUCUCUUCCGCCAAUCCGUGACAUACCAAGGUCAUCCUGUGAUUAUGAUGCAAGUGUUGUAUGCAUUUCUUCGCAAGCUGCAUCGCCGCAAGGACCCUUCUUUGGCCAAGGUUGAUUUCACCACCAAGCUUCUCACAGUCAAACAGAUCAACCAUAUAUCCCGAUGGGCUGCCGAGCGGCUGCAUGUUGACAAGCCAGACUUUGAAUGGACCCGGUGUCUUGCUCGCGCAUAUCGAGUCUUCGGGCACUACGAGGAGGCCGUUCAAGCCUACCAGGCAGCGGGUGAGCUGCAACAUGACCACUGGUUCUCGGAUUAUGGACUGGCCACGACGUACGACGUCUUAGAAGAGUGGUCCCUCGCGGCACAAUUGUAUCAGGACAUUCUCCGUCGAAUCGAGACAGGUGAGGCGAAAGAUCCAUCUCCUGCGGAGCACAUCAUCACUCUUCGUUUCUCGCUCGCCCAGGUUCUGGUCGAGUUAGGUGAGUAUAACAAGGCUAUUGUCCUGUACGACCAACAACUGGCCGACAACCCCAGCAGUUACGGUGUUAUAAUGCAGAAGAUCGUGGCGCUCCGGCGACAGGGGAGAAACGGCGACAUCAUCGAGAUACUAAAACAGCUGAGCAGCGACAAAGACCCCGCCCACGGUAUCAGUCGCUUGAGCAUGACACUCCACACCUACAUUGGUGACCUCGAUUUACAUUCCACGGUUCUCGUUGCGGGGAACAGGACGGGCACUAUCCCGUUUGUCCAAUCAGUAUAUCGGGCUGCCCUGGAAGAAGCCAUGGACCCCGGUUAUCUGGUACGGGACACGCGCACCAAGGCCGAGUAUCGCGUCGUGUUGAGCUGUGAACUCGCCGACAUUCUGUACAAAUACCCACAGACAGUCGAUGAUCGCGAGGAAGCGCUGGACCUGUGGGAAAGUUCGUUUCUCGAUGCCGAUGACAUCGGUUUCGCUCCUGCACGCUAUAUGGCUGCCAAAGCGCUGUCCAUUGUCUACUACGAGCAAUUGCGGCAGCAGCAAAGAUCAUCAUCACCACCAGACUCGCCAGAAACUUUGAAUAUCGUGAACAAGCUGUUGCGACUUUCGGGCCAGACGAAGGCGGCUUCAGCAGACAACCUCAACGCCAUGGCAAGCACCAUUGACACCAGACUCCUUGUCGGCCGCCACUAUGGCAAGGUCGGGCUGAAGAAGGAAGCUAGGGAUUGUCUGCGAGGACAUAUCAAAAUCGGCAUUGAUUUGCUGUCGGACGAAGACCCCAGUAAUGACUGGCAGGGAUAUCUGCGCCUAGCCAGCACGCUCAUGUAUUAUGGCGACAAGGACAACGCGCUCGCGGCAUGGUCGCUCAUUGGACCGGACGAAUUCACCCAACAACAGGAGGAUGGUGAUGUAGAUGACGAAAGGAAUGACGGCGGAGGUGUGUCUGUUACAUCGCAGCGGCUAGUGCCUCCCCAAGAGAUCGAGCCCAAAACGCCUUUUCGAAAACCCGAAGGAAACCUCAUAUACAAGUGCGACGGCGGUACCUGUCAACACAUGUGGACGUACGCCAACGACAUGCACAUCUGCAUGGACUGUCUGGACGUCAUGUUCGCGAGUCCGUGUCACGAGCUCCAUGUCAGAAACGCUCUGGAGAUUAAGGUCUGCGACCCGACGCAUGAAUUUCUGUACGUUCCUCCCUGGGAGGAAAUGGAGGCCAAGCGCAGAGGUCCCGGACGAGUGAGGCGGGCGGGGACCACAGUUCCCGUGUCGGAUUGGAUUUCUGAGAUUCGACGGGAAUGGUCACUUGAAAAGUAA